AAAUGGAUCAUUUUUAGUUUUAGUUUCGUAAAAAGCAGACUAAAUUCUGUGUCCAAGGGAAAUUUCCAGUUAAAAUAAAAACCAUAAAAAAAAAAGCGUAAAAAUAAGUUUUUGGCACAUCCUUUCUUUUGCAACUUUUUAUAGAACCCGCCACCAAGAUGAUGCUCUCCACCUAUCAGCACGACUACGUUCCGCCCAAUGCCAAGCGGUACGAGUUCCUCACGCGACCCAAGGGCUUCGAGGGCCACGAUGGGCCGAAGGUCGUCGAGUGCCAGUGCAUCGACGAGUCCAAGAUCCAGAUGCCGCCGAGUGCUUCCAAGGACUGCGGCGGCGUUGAGUGGACGGGCAUCGCGCCAAUGGGCAAGCUUGUGGAUCCCCGCCUCAUUCCCACACAGCUGACCCAGGAUCAGGUGGACAAGAUGGCCUUCUCGGCGGAGACCGACUGCUUCAAGCUGCAGCCGAACCGCUUCCUCAAGAUCCUGCGCACCGUCUAUCCGGAUCUGUACGAGCGCCUCAAGGUGAUGCCCAAGGAGGAGCUGAGCCGCCGGCUAGAGACCGACCGCAUGUUCACCACCUACCAGAUCGACUACUGCAACAUGAACGAGUAUCCGGAGGGCAUCUACGAGAGCCUCAAGACCGAGGACGAGUCGAAGAACGCCAGCAAGCUGAUGAGCGAGCGCGGACCCUGCAACGAGUUCCGUUCGAAUGUGAUGAACGAACUGGAGCGGGAGUCGUCCACCACCUACGAGGUGUCGAACGCCGAGUGCCAGAAGACGUACAAGCCCUUCAAGACCAGCUUCUCGGACUCCUCGCAGACCAUCGAGUCCGGCAGCAGCUCGCACUGGAACUCUGCCCCGACCACGUACCGCAAGAUGCCGACCUUCAGCGAGUACAUGGACUCGAUCAGUCGCAACGGAUGCGUCAUUAUGCGCAACAAGCUGCAUGACCAUUCCAAGUGCUUGGCCAAGUACUGCAAGCACGAGCUAAAGUUCACUUGCAACGACAUGAAGUGAAGUGUGAAGUGUCUGUGGUUAUGUGCAUCUCUAUUCGAUUAAAUUUGUGUGAACACGAAAA
Messenger RNA from Drosophila ficusphila, 1074 nucleotides. RefSeq lists its product as uncharacterized. The transcript has a single exon. The record is from RefSeq and is a predicted model, not a curated record. Lineage: Eukaryota; Metazoa; Arthropoda; Insecta; Diptera; Drosophilidae. Bases 159 to 1013 code for a protein of 284 amino acids.